Molecule: messenger RNA, 822 nt
Organism: Pieris macdunnoughi
Lineage: Eukaryota; Metazoa; Arthropoda; Insecta; Lepidoptera; Pieridae
Source: the annotation of a GenBank genome assembly
AUGCGAAUCUUUAGCGUCUUUUUGAGUAUCUGUGUUGCAAGUUCGUUGGCUUCUAGCUGUGGCUUACGUUUGCCGUCAGGAAAGUCAGAACGAAAGCCUAGAAUAGUAGGCGGUACCGAGACUACUAUAGAUAAACAUCCAUCUGCUGCCGUACUUCUCGAUUACAACCAGAAUUUAAACCAUCACUGGCACAAAUGCAGUGCAGUCAUUGUUAACGUAAGAUCUGUUGUCACGGCUGCAGCCUGUGUAAGAGAAUUUAUUCCAGUAACAACAUGGCGAGUUCGUGUAGGCUCCAGCUUCUUAUCCAGUGGUGGUAUCAUACAUACCGCCAGCAGAUUAUUUCUACACCCAGACUAUAAUAUGUGUACUAGAGACAAUGACAUAGCUAUUAUUCGAUUAGCCACUGCUAUUGAGUACAAUGAGAAUGUCCAGCGCGCAUACAUUGCUGGAAAGAACUAUAUCGUGUAUGAGAAUCAGGCCGUUGUUGCUGUAGGCUGGGGAAUAUACGACCAAGUGACCUAUCCAGGACGUGGCUCCGAACAGUUGCGUGAGGUUGUGGUUCGCACCACUAAUUGGGAAAAAUGUGGCGAAGUCUACAAACGGAGGACUGGUUUAAACGUAAGCCAGAGUAUGCUCUGCACAAACACUGAGAUCGGUCGCAGACAGUGUCAAGGUGACACUGGCGGUCCAAUCUAUCAUAAUGGUGUCUUCGUAGGCGUUCAUGUAUGGGAUGACGUAGAACGUGACUGCAGUAAUCCUGAUGUACCCGCAAUUAAUAUGAAAGUUUCCAACUACGUCGACUGGAUAAGCCAAAAUGUUUAA